Messenger RNA from Haliotis rubra (blacklip abalone), 2945 nucleotides. RefSeq names its product retinol dehydrogenase 7-like. Gene Ontology annotation, molecular function: oxidoreductase activity. Lineage: Eukaryota; Metazoa; Mollusca; Gastropoda; Lepetellida; Haliotidae. The record is from RefSeq and is a predicted model, not a curated record. Bases 173 to 1135 code for a protein of 320 amino acids. The transcript is spliced from 5 exons.
CCUGAUAACCCAACACACGGAAGAGGACAAAGUUGAUCCUUACACAUCGACCAAGGAAACACGCCAGCCGAGACUCGCAUCAGCAUAAAGUAUUGGUGUCUAACACCAACCGACGACAGAUGCAUAUUACACAUAUCUAAAAUACAGAUACUAUUGAACGUUGGUAUUCAAGAUGGUGUGGCUGUACGCUGUAGCUGCGGUGGUGGCUUUUUUUCUCCUGAAGGAGCUGAUGAGACUUCCAACUGUCGGCAAAUAUGGGGAACGUUACGUCUUCAUCACCGGCUGCGACACCGGCUUUGGGAACCUACUGGCCAAACGACUGGACUCCCUCGGCUUCAACGUGUUUGCAGCGUGUUUCUCUGAAAGAGGAGCAGAUGAACUGAGGAAAGUGUCGUCUGCCCGACUGAAGACGUUGUCCUUGGAUGUGACUAAACCUGACAGUAUUGUGAAGGCGCGUGCAACAGUAGAAAAACAACUUCCGUCAAAUAAAGGUUUAUGGGCAAUUGUGAACAACGCAGGAAUAUCAGGCGCCAUAGGUCAGAUAGAGUGGCUGACAAGAGCGGAUUAUGAACGUUGUCUGUCCGUCAAUCUGUACGGUGUCAUUGAUGUCACGAAAACCUUCCUACCCCUUGUGCGCAGAUGUCGUGGUCGUGUGGUCAAUAUAUCAAGCAUGAUGGGAAGGAUAGCUGCCGCUUCUGCCCCCUAUGUUGUGUCCAAAUAUGGUGUUGAAGGUUUCACAGAUUGCCUCAGACGUGAGGUUUUAAAGCAGGGCGUUAGUGUCCAUCUACUGGAGCCUGGCUACUUCAAAACAGAUAUAGCGAAUGUGGACGCCAUCACCAAGUCCUUCCAGACAUGUUUCAAUCAGGCAGACCGAGAAGUACAGCGUUACUAUGGAAGCGAAUUCGUCCCGAAAAUGAAAGCCAUGAUUACCGAGAUGCUGGAGAAAGUGGCGUCCCCCAAGACGCAUCUGGUUGUGGACGCCUUCACACAUGCCAUCACCGCCAUGUUCCCCCGCACUCGCUACCUGGUGGGAAACGACUGCAAGUACGUUUUCAGACCCCUGUGGAAUCUGCCUGAGUGGAUCUCUGAUCGGGUCCUCACGGCCAAAUUUGUGGUGCCAGAGGGUGCAUUGUAGAACAUACCAGAACAUUUACCAUUAUAUACGUAAUAUAUUGAGUAAAACGUGAUGACGGUACAUGAACAGUACGGCAUGAUAUCUCAUGACUCACCUAAUGAAACAGUUGAAAGAAUGUAAAUAUUUCACCAGCCUCUGUUAAUUUAUAUGUAUUUGCAUGAUUUUCGUUCACGUAUAUUUCAGUUUACAAGCAUAAGAAUUACAAACUGAUAUAAGAAUUGUAAAUGUGCCUCAUUGUCUGGAUGCUAAAAAAGAAAUGCUAUAUACAGUAUCAUGAAAUUGCCAAUGGUAAACAUAUCUGAUUAUAUAAAGUUGCUUUUGUUCAAACUAUUAUUUGGUUAUGCUGCGAAAACGAAACUAUUGUGUCUGUCCAUGUAUUGUCAUUGGAUGAAGUGACGAAGCUAUGCGAGACCCAUUUCCAAUUUUAGUGACAAUUUGACCUCGGUUUCAAAACAUCGUUCUUAUACAACAGUCUUGUGCGCAAGUUGUCGAUCUUGGUUUGUCUUCAACGUUUUUUGUCUGUCGAUCUCGCUAUUGUAAUCUGCUUUUUACUGAUUUCUAAAGAGUUUCGGGUUUUUUUCACAUUAUUUUUAUUCAUUUCACUUCGGCAGGUGUAGAUACAUAUAUCUUAUCAUUGUUUUUCAAAGCUUACACAGGACGCGCUCAUAAAAUGAUGGAGAUGUCAGGUGUAUAAUUAUAUCUGUAAUACAUUGUUCAGAGGUUUCCACGUCGUCAUAUGAGCGAAAUAUUCUCAAGCGCGACGUAAAACCCAAUUUCACCUCACCUCACCUCAGAGGUUUCCAUUUGGAAUUAACUUUAGGCAAAGCAUUGUUCUUACAAGCAAUAAUUCUUUCUACUUUGUACACAUCCUUGACGAUAUUAGCAAGACAGUCAAUGGAUAGUUCAUUCUGUUUUGUACUUGAAGAAUGAAUAUUUUCUUUGGCCAACAGGAUAAUGUGUGUUGCUAGUAGACGAGCUGAACUGUUGCAAAAGAGAAUGUCUUGAUCAGAAAUGGGAACAUCACAAUGUGUGGGAUUAAUAAAGUGUUCAACCUUUCUGCAAACUUCCUGUACAAGAUUACAUUUUAUGAAUACAUGUUGGAGGCUUUCUGGUUCAGAUUGACAAAAAGAGCAAAUAUUUGUUUAAGUUAUCUUCAUUUGCACCAACUCUUUUCUAGUAUCAAUUGCUCUGUUUAAAAAUCUAUACUGAAAAUCUUACAUCUUUACAUCCUUGUGCAGUUUCUGUAUUUUUUAAACACGAUGUUCCUUGAAAUAUCUAUAUUUAGUUCGUUCUGUCAUUUCUGACAAACUGUAGAUAGGGUAUCAUUUGCUAUAAGUUUGUCAUAGAAAAUUCUACAUCCCUUCAUUUGAGAAAGUAGGUCUUGAAGACUUGAGUUUAGUGAGAGGUUUUGUGUACUUACGGGAUCAGAUAAAAGAGUAUUUUUCCAAGAUUUGGGAAUAUUCAAGAUGAUUGUAUUGUACUCUAAAACUGUUCCAUUUAUGCAGUGGAGCUUUUGUAUUUCAUUGAAAGACAAGAAACAUGUUCACCCCAUAUAUCUCUUAUUGUAUGAAUACCUCUGUUAAACCAAUCUUCAAUCAAGAAAUUACUAUUUCUAAAUUGGUGGUUCAACCACAAAGGUUCAGCCAAGAUUUCUUCUGGUUGACAAGUAUUUAUCUUAUGUUGUUGUUUAUAAUAUUUACUCCAAAUAGAUAAAACAUCACUCCAAAAUGGGUUAUCAAUCUUUGCAUGACUGUGAAUAUGUGCAUCAAGAAGAAACAUUUUGUUGAGUGGAAAUAAACUGGGAUUGUGA